Molecule: messenger RNA, 663 nt
Organism: Quercus robur (English oak)
Lineage: Eukaryota; Viridiplantae; Streptophyta; Magnoliopsida; Fagales; Fagaceae
Product: protein HOTHEAD-like
Exons: 4
Coding region: 1-663 (220 amino acids)
Source: RefSeq, a predicted model, not a curated record
AUGGGAAUGAUGACUUGCCCCACUUCCCUAUCGGUCAACACUCGUUUCGGAGGACAAUACUCCAAAACCACCCCUUAUGGGAUGCGAGAUCUCCUCAGGGAAAGACUUCUCACGGAAGUAGCUACGGAAAUUCGAAGGUCUGGAACGGUUACGAAGAACUGGGCGCUGGAGUUCUCUGGAGUUCUUGGCACUAAUCCUAACAUUUUAGGCAGUGGAACCGCCUUGAAUGGCGGAUUCUACACCCACGCUAGCACUUGCUAUGUAAAGGAAGCUGGUUGGGACAAGACAUUGGUGAACAAAUCAUAUGAAUGGGUGGAAAAGUUGGUGGUGUUUAAGCCACCAAAGGUGGAUUAUCAAGUUGCUGUGAGAGACGGUUUGCUUGAGGCUAGGGUGUUGCCCUAUAAUGGGUUUAUGUAUGAUCAUUUGUAUGGGGCAAAAAUUGGAGGGACAAUUUUUGAUAAGAAUGGUCACAGGCACACGGCGGCAGAUUUGCUUGAGUAUGCAAAUCCAAGAAAGAUUACUGCCUAUUUGCAUGCAACUGUGUACAAGAUCUUGUUUGGAUAUAAUAAUGGAAUAGCAAGACCUCAAGCUUAUGAUGUGGUUUUCAAAGAUGCAUCGGGAGUGUUUCACAAAGCAUACCUAAUGAAGAACUCGAAGUCGUAG